Molecule: messenger RNA, 612 nt
Organism: Coffea eugenioides
Lineage: Eukaryota; Viridiplantae; Streptophyta; Magnoliopsida; Gentianales; Rubiaceae
Exons: 2
Coding region: 1-612 (203 amino acids)
Source: RefSeq, a predicted model, not a curated record
AUGGAGGGUAGACGGAGCCAAGGACGUAGAACUAACCGAGGACGCGAUUCUAACCGUGGCCGUGGGGGUAGACAGGCACAGGAACCGGUGCAAGAACCAAGGGAGGAAAGAGGUGAAACAGUUGAACCUCAACCUGGACCCCGAGCAGAAGGAGGGGACCAGGGAAAAGAUAGGGCCCUGGAGAGAUUUCAAAAGUUCUCUCCUCCUAAGUUCCUGGGAGGACCGGAUCCUGAGGGAGCGGAGAGAUGGUUAGAAAUCAUGAUCAAUAUAUUCGCCGCUUUGAACUAUGCGGAGGAUAGACAAGUGCAAUUCGCUGUCUUUCAGUUUGAGGGUCCAGCCAGGGUUUGGUGGAAUGUAGUUAGAGCUAAAUGGGAGAGAGAAGAGACUGCAUCGACGUGGUUGAAUUUCAUAAGAGAGUUUAAUGAGAAGUACCUUCCACCGAUAGUCCAGGAAAAGAGGGAGGAUGAGUUUAUUAAGUUCCGUCAGGGAACCCUAAGUAUAUCUGAGUACGAGACUCAGUUCACUAAGCUAUUAAAGUUUACUCCCGAAUUGAUAACUACGGAGCAAAGGAGGGUUAGAAGGUUUGUACAGGGACUCAAUGUAGAAAUAUAG